Molecule: messenger RNA, 875 nt
Organism: Temnothorax curvispinosus
Lineage: Eukaryota; Metazoa; Arthropoda; Insecta; Hymenoptera; Formicidae
Gene: c12.1
Product: protein CWC15 homolog B
Exons: 3
Coding region: 120-797 (225 amino acids)
Biological process (GO): mRNA cis splicing, via spliceosome
Cellular component (GO): catalytic step 2 spliceosome
Molecular function (GO): RNA binding
Source: RefSeq, a predicted model, not a curated record
AACUGGCCCAAUCAAUCCAACAUUUGGUUGAUUUGGUUCGCGUCCUGUCGGUUCGGAAUCCAGUUGUGUCUGUGAUCGAUCAAGUUUGGGGUUCGCUCGAGUGAUUUUUAUGCGAAAACAUGACGACGGCGGCAAGACCGACCUUCGAGCCUGCCCGAGGAGGACAAGGACGGGGCGAGAAGGACCUGAGCGCGAUCUCGAAGCAGUACAGCAGUAGGGAUUUGCCGUCACACACGAAGCUCAAAUACAGGGAGCAUGGCCAAGGAACAGUCGAGGAAUUGCGAAAUCGGGACUUCAGGAAGGAAUUGGAGGAAAGAGAGCGAACAGAUAAGGAUAAAGGAUCAAGCCGUCGUGCCAUUGAACCUUCCAGGGAAUCGACUACAUCCAGUGCAAAAAGGCAGAAGUUAGACCAGGUUCCUGCGGCCAGCUUAGAUGCGGACGAUCCACUUGAUGAUGAAGAAUCAGAUUCUGAUAGUGACGAGGAUGAUACUGCUGCGCUCUUGGCCGAACUUCAGAGGAUUAAGAAGGAACGAGCAGCAGAACAAGCUAAGAAAGAAAUGGAGAAGCGCCAGGAGGAGGAAAGAAUACGUAUGGAAAAUAUUCUUUCAGGAAAUCCUCUGUUGAACUAUUCCUCACAGAGCGGAAGAGUGGAUAUGAAAGUACGAAGACGGUGGGACGACGACGUCGUUUUUAAAAAUUGCGCGCGCUCCGAGCCGAAGAAGAAACAUGACGUGUUCAUCAACGAUUCCCUACGAAGUGAAUUUCAUCGUAAAUUUAUGGAGAAGUAUGUUAAGUAAUUUAGUGAUUAUAAGCAUUAGCGUUGUAAAUAAUUUUUUCAUGCAUGUUAUUGAAUAAAAGUACAUUUCCUCUCAUCA